Geodia barretti is the source of this 363-nucleotide messenger RNA. The record is from the annotation of a GenBank genome assembly. NCBI's taxonomy places the organism in Eukaryota, Metazoa, Porifera, Demospongiae, Tetractinellida, Geodiidae.
CUGGUGCUCGGCGCACGCUUCUUCCGCACCGUCCUGGCCAGCGAGCCCAUCUCGCGCUACAUCGUCGGCGAGUACCUGCCCGGCGCGGGCGUGCAGAGCGACGACGACUGGCGCGCCUACAUCCGCGCCAACGCCAUCGGCGUCUAUCACCCGGCCGGCACCUGCAAGAUGGGCAACGACCCCAUGGCGGUGGUCGACGACGGCCUCAAGGUGCACGGGCUUGACGGCCUCUAUGUGGCCGACGCCUCGAUCAUGCCGACCGUCGUCAGCGCCAACCUCAACGCCACCUGCAUCAUGAUCGGCGAGCGCGCAGCGGAGAUGAUCCGCCCGCCGCCUGAACGGUGUCAGAGCGUUUCCGUUUGA